AUGGACCACCGCAGCAGGAACUUCUCCUUCAACGCCCUCCGAGACGCCAUGUGCAUCGGGAGCACUCUGCCGUUCGCCACUACUUCGCUCCGGCCCCAGACCGUCGCGGCCCACAAGCGUGCGGCGCAGCGGACGAGAGAGUCGCUGCUGGCGAACGAGUUGAGCGAGAUCGAGCUCUCGAGGUCCGCGGCGGGCGGGAUCCUCAAUCGGCCGGUUGGGGCGCAGGGCGAGGGAACUCGACUCACGACUCAUACGGCACCGAUGGGCCUGCCAGGGCUACCCAUAUUUGACGACCUCGUGAUGAAGCUGCCGCUAUUCGGGUUGGUCAUGCUUUGGGAGGCUUGCGUCUGGGCCGAUGCGCCUGAUGUGUCCGACGCUGUGGACGUGCCGGUGCCGCCGCUCUCGCUCGUCGUAGCCGACGACGCGGGCGUCGUCGCCGACUGGUUGUCCCCAGGGUUCGCCGCCGUUGACGACGUCAGGUCGUUGGUGUGGCCCUUGUUGGCCGUGACACCGACGGCGCCGCCCACGACGGUGGCGACGGCGACGAUGUCGGCGACGAGGAAGGUCGGCAGCCACCUUCUGGUCUUGUACCACGGCCGCGCGGGGGCGCGGUGCGCCGUGCCCGCGUACCCGUCCUCCGCCUUUGCGGUGUCGAGCAUGGCGGGGCGCACGCACGAGCCUUUGUCCAGGAGGCUCGAGACGUCGUAUCCUUCCCGCGGGUGUGCGCGGGGAGCAUGGUCAGCGUUCCGCCUUCACGUUUGA
Messenger RNA from Epithele typhae, 762 nucleotides. RefSeq lists its product as uncharacterized. The transcript is spliced from 3 exons. Bases 1 to 762 code for a protein of 253 amino acids. Lineage: Eukaryota; Fungi; Basidiomycota; Agaricomycetes; Polyporales; Epitheliaceae. The record is from RefSeq and is a predicted model, not a curated record.